Molecule: messenger RNA, 1114 nt
Organism: Aricia agestis (brown argus)
Lineage: Eukaryota; Metazoa; Arthropoda; Insecta; Lepidoptera; Lycaenidae
Gene: Sec22
Product: vesicle-trafficking protein SEC22b-B
Exons: 5
Coding region: 175-828 (217 amino acids)
Biological process (GO): retrograde vesicle-mediated transport, Golgi to endoplasmic reticulum; endoplasmic reticulum to Golgi vesicle-mediated transport; vesicle fusion with Golgi apparatus
Cellular component (GO): endoplasmic reticulum membrane; endoplasmic reticulum-Golgi intermediate compartment; SNARE complex
Molecular function (GO): SNAP receptor activity
Source: RefSeq, a predicted model, not a curated record
GACGUGUUUACGUCAAUGUCAUUCCUCCAUUGACGUGUAAGCUCAUACGAAUUGAAAAAGAAAUUUGUUUUGUGGACUUAUAUGAUGAAAGGGAAAUACAAAAGUUGUAAUAUAAACACAGUGUAAAACCCUCACGUAUUUAUUUGAACUGUAUCGAGCGGGUUUUCGGACAAUAUGGUUUUAAUGACGAUGAUUGCCCGUGUCGUAGACGGGCUCCCUUUAGCCGCUACGAUGCAAGAAGACGAACAGAGUGGCUGUAAUAUAUUGGAGUAUCAAAACCAGGCUAAAAUGCUGUUUAGAAAACUCGGCCCACAGUCCCCCAUACGCUGCUCUAUAGAAACUGGGCCCUAUCUUUUUCACUAUUUGAUUGAGAAUGAGAUUUGCUAUCUAGUUCUCUGUGAACGCAACUAUAGCAAAAGAUUAGCAUUUAGCUAUUUAGAAGAGAUUGCACAAGAAUUUUAUCAGCAGUACGGCAAACGGGUGAUAACCGUUACCAGGCCCUACACAUUUAUAGAGUUUGAUACCUGGAUGCAGAGGACACGGAAACAGUACACUGAUGGAGGAGCUCGGGCUCGGCGGGCAGGAGCCACCUCCCAGCUCGGCGGCCAGCUCGGGGACGUACAGAGGAUCAUGAUGCAAAACAUUGAUGAUGUACUGCAGAGGGGGGCUAUUCUCUCAGAGCUGGAUACCAAAACACAAACACUGUCGAUGAUGUCCCAAAAGUAUAAAAAAGAUGCAACAUACCUGAACACUAAAUCAAUGAUAGUAAAAGCAGCAGCAGGCGCUGUCAUUCUACUUGUAGUCAUUUUAUAUUUCUGGGUGCUUUAGUUUAUUUAAUUUGAUGCUCUUAUGAUAGUUAAUAUCAGGAAAUACAAUUAUAAAGUUUUUUGUAAUGUUAACCCCGUUAAAACUUUACAAGCUAUUCACUAUGUUUAUGCUGAAUGGAAUCACACAAUAAAAUGUAAGUUGUAACCCAAAUAACCAUUCCAAGUAAAUGUAAAUACUUAUUAUUCUCCAUUGUUAUAGCUUUGGUGAGGGAUUUGGAGCUACUUGCCUUUUAUACAACUGUAUAAAACAGUAAAAUCUUUAAAGUAUUUAAUAAAUGUAAUAUUAG